This is a messenger RNA of Oryza sativa Japonica Group (Japanese rice), 1387 nucleotides long. Its product is annotated as calmodulin-like protein 5. The record is from RefSeq and is a predicted model, not a curated record. Lineage: Eukaryota; Viridiplantae; Streptophyta; Magnoliopsida; Poales; Poaceae. Gene Ontology annotation, molecular function: calcium ion binding.
AGGUUCAAUAACCAAUAGUCUAAUUCCUCUGUCUCAUCUUUGGUAAGCUAACAACGGUUUAAUUAGAUGGGUUACUUAUAGUAUAAGGCAGCGUCAAGUUAGGAUUACGCUGAAAUUCCUUAGUAACGCUUACCUAAUGGCUAAGCAUAUGGCCAUGGUUGCUUGUGUGAUUAUCCUUUUAGAAAUCGAUCAAAGCAUUGUCCGUUGGUUGCGACUAACACAAUUAUUAGUAGUACCGCUUCUCUAGUUGCCCAUCACAAGACGAGUUCAGCUUCAGCAUCGCUGCAAGAAUAGAAUGCCAGAUCAACGACGGUCGAGUGCAAGCAAUAUAUAGGACCAUGCACCAUGUCGAUCUGGCCGCAGCAAAGGUGGAAGAAGCCUACCGAUCAACGCGCGAAUUGGCAUCCGAUUCUUCUUCACCCCAUGCAUACCAUCCACGAACUUACGAUGUUCGUUGUCCAAGCAACGAAUCUUUACCUGUCAAAAAAACAAGCGGCUGCACCGAUCGGUCUUGCCUAACAAUGCACCAGAAUUCCACGGCCUCGUAUCCUCCACGACCUGCCGGCCGGACGGCGGGGAGCCGCCGGCGUGACAAAACGUGCGGCGACCGAACUGUAAACCUCUCGCGCCUUCUGAAUCGGGCACCAUAUAUAAAGCAACUUAGCCAUCGUUCAUGCCUCGACAGUGGAUAUACUGCUGUACAUUGGAUAGAAGUUUCACAAUUCAGGCACAGAUCGAAGAGGAGGAGUACGCGGUGUGGUGAGAACUAGAGAAGCUAGGCAGGGAGAAGGAAUUAAUUAAGAGGGGGAUCGUAUGAGAUGGCGUUCAUGCGGUAUCACCGGGCGCUGCCGCAGGGGGAGACGACGGUGGAGGAGUUCAGGGCGUGGCUGAGCCAGUUCGACGCGAACGGCGACGGGCGGAUCGGGCGGGAGGAGCUGGAGCGCGCGCUGCGCAGCCUCAACCUGUGGUUCGCGUGGUGGAAGGCGAGGGAGGCGAUGCGCGAGGCGGACGCCAACCGCAACGGCGUCGUGGACCGCGACGAGAUGGUCAGGCUCUACGCCUUCGCGCAGAGGCACCUCCACCUCAAGAUGAACGACCUCGACGAUGUUGCUUCCUACUAACUGACCAGUGCGUCAUCACGUGAGAUGUGAUUUCUAUAGGGUGUAGAUGUGUGAUCUAAGUUGUGAACUAGAGUGAAUCUUGCUUAAUGUUCUGAAGGAGUUUUUCAUCAGUUAUUUUUCUGCCGCGUUUCUGAUAAAUCGGGCGUGUUAAUCUGUACAUAGUCAUGGAUACAUGAUAUGCGUGUGCCAUGACAUCAAUACGGGGUUUGUUGUAAAAAUGGUGAAAUAUGUGUGAAUAAUAAUAUCAAGAUGCGUGAGCCAUGACA